AUGCGAUUCUCCGACUACGCGGCUUCCCUGGCUUUGCUGGGAGGGACUACCGUGUCGGCCUUUGGUCGCCAUGCCGCCCACCAAGGACUCUUGCAAAUUGCCCCCUCGUUUGCUAAAGAGGGAAUCAACCUCUACCCGGCCCUUCACCCGGACCACAAUGCCACCGAUCUCAACCACCUGAUCCCUGAAAAAUCAAAGCGUCUGCAUUUCAGUCAGGAAGGACAUCGCCGAUUCAAUUUGAUCACGUAUCACAUUGACUGUGGCCAUCUCCAUGGCGAACACCGUUCUUUCUUCCGUGCAUCUCAACCAAGAAUGGAGGGCAACAACUCCAUCAGGGUUAACACCCAACUGCUCGAAGAAACCGAGGCAAUCCAUGGAGGCCAUUUGGAGUGGGGAACAUACCAGAAGCCGGGACUAUCAAAACGUCAACCGGUCAAAGGACAUGUUCGCGCGUCUCGACCACAAGAAGUGAUCGUGGAUGGGGAAGGUGGCAACGCAACCAUGGAUAUCACGAAGGAUGCAGACGCAUUUCAUGCAUUCUUUCCCAAUGUGAAUGUCGACACUGAUAUUCCCGAUAGGGGCACCGAGGGAGGUGGCUUCUUGAAUUAUGACGGCUAUGAGGAUGAUGAAAUUGCUCGACGUGGCCUCUUUUCCUGGAUCAUCAAUGCCUUCAAAGCACUGAUCAACUUGAUUGCAGAGCAGGUUCAGAGACAAAUUGAGAUCAUCAAAACGAUCGCCAAGGUCAUGAUCGCCAUUGCAGCAACAGCCGGAGCAGAUCUUAAAGAUGCUCUGGAUCUGGUGUAUAGUAAAAAAGGUGCAUCCUUGUAUCUCAACUGCGACGCCUGUGGCACCAAGGGAAGUUUUACUUUUGAUGGAAAACUUGCCUUUAGUAUCGCGGACGGCCUCACCAAGGCUCAGAUCUCCCUCAUCAACAAUGAGGAGUUUGUGCUGGAAGCGAUUGUUGGGUUGAAACUUCAGGGCCGGGCCAUCGAGGACCCUGAGGAUGAUGACGAUGGCAAAAAGGGCACCAAUCAAAAAAAGAAGGGACUGCGCAGCGUUGUCAAAAAAGAGAUUGCUAAAGUCCCUCUCGGUCCUGCCCUAUAUAUUCCCAAGAUGCUCACCAUCGGACCACAGAUAGCGAUAACACCAGCAGCCAGUCUCUACGCCGAUGGAGCAGUCAGCAUCCGGACUGGUCCAAGAUUCACUGUAUCCCCCGGCAACGUGACGUUGGACGCAAAGGAUCCCAGCCGAAAUGUUGCUGAGGGAUGGGAGCCCAAUUUUGAGUUUGUUUUUGAACAAGACGCCAGCAUUGUUCUAACAGCUGAUCUAGCAGUGGAGGUUGCUCUUGAAUUUGCUUUGGAUGUGCUCACCGGAACCUACAAAACAUCAGUCGGAAUCAACACGGCCCCUUCGGUCUAUUUCACUGCCGAAUACUCGAAGAACAAAGACUCUGACGACACGGGAAAACUGAAAGCCUGUGACGGCGGGCUGGAGCUCCGGGUUGGAGGAAAGAAUCGGGUCUAUAGUUCAGUGUUUGGGCUGAGGGAAAUUGAGUUCAAGGAAUUGGGGACGACUUUCGCAGACCAUGGUCUCGGCUGUGUUUUGUAA
Molecule: messenger RNA, 1608 nt
Organism: Aspergillus wentii DTO 134E9
Lineage: Eukaryota; Fungi; Ascomycota; Eurotiomycetes; Eurotiales; Aspergillaceae
Exons: 4
Coding region: 1-1608 (535 amino acids)
Source: RefSeq, a predicted model, not a curated record